UCGCCAUAGAAAAUCAUGCAGAAAUUGAAGAAAAAAUUAAAAAACAAGUUCAAAUCUUCCAAAAUCGAAUGCCACCCGGAUGAUUUUAGUGUCCUAUCGUGCGGUUUCAGCCCGGAUGGAUCACCGGCUCCGCCACCGACUGCGCCCGACCAGUCGGAUAGCACAAGCAGCAGCUGCUCUGUUGGCCGACCGGGACCGAGGCCACCACCUGGGAGCCUUGAAGACACUGGAAAUAGCAGCAACAGUGGACAUCAUUCACCUUCAUCAAACUACAAUUGUUGCUACAAUUACAACUUUAGUUUCAAUUACAAUUUUUCACCGCCACCUCAUCAGAGAUGCACCGGCAGCCAUUCGCCUCCGAAUUGGCGUGAUGAUGAGAUAUGUGAGGAGUUGAGUAAGUUCGACAGCAAUAGUAAUUUAGUUUCCGAGAGUUCAUGUGAAUUGACUAAAAAAAGUCGCAAAGGGAGAAAGGUUAGACCGGUUACUACAGAAAAGAGUAAAAGAAGUAACUCGAGCAUGUCGUCGAAAGUUACACCGAGCAAUGCCAGACUGAUGCGAGCUGAUGGCAUAAGAGCACCACGCUGCCUGUCGACAAGUGAUCUGUCAACUUACAAAGGAAGCGUGUUCAGUGAAGCUAGUCAAGAUUAUCAGAACAUUUGUAGUCGACUGAACUCGUUAAAAGUUACCGAAAUUCUAGACCAGAAGGGAGCAAACUUGACGGACCACGAUCGAAGGAUUCUGCACUGUAUGGUGUUGAAGCGAAUCAAAGAAAUUGAACGACUCGAGGAGUCGGUAGUUGCGAAGGAAUGCUGGGAACAGGAAAAAAUCUACAGAAAGUCACUUCUCGAUGAGCAAGAACGUAACUACAAAAAUACGAUUCGGCAGAAACGAAACAUCGAACAGAUUGAGAUUCGCAAUCGGAAGCAACGUUUGGAGCGCCUCGAAAAGCAACAAAUCGAGAAAAUUCAAAACGAGAUUACGGAAAAGGGUAUUCGUUCCAGUAGUUUGCUUAAGACGCUGGAAAUUCAGAAAGGAAUUAAGGAAUGUGAGAAGAAAAACCGAGAAUUGAAACGAUUGGAGGACACCACAGUUAACCAGGAGGAGAAAACCUUAGACAAAGAUAUUUGGCGCCAGUCGUUGGUGGAUCAUUUAGAGGAGCGUGUACAGCGGGCGGAUGAACUGCGGCACCGAGUUAUCGAGGUUUACAAACGUCGCGUCAAAAUCGACAACCAACUGGAGAAGAAAAUGCAUUCGAAUAAUCUCAAACAAACGCUCGAACAGGAACGAUACAAGUUGAUGAAGCUGAAAGAACGAAUUUUAGUGAGAGAAAGUCGCUUCCAACGGUUCAAAGAUAGCAAAAAUCGUAUAUUCGACCAACUAAAGAAUCGUGCCAAAACGACAGCUGCCCUCAGAGACAUGGUCAAGCACUCGAUCACUCCGGACACCUGCCCCAGAACGAUAGCAGGCAAUCAACGAGCGGUCAGUGUUGUCCGGGUGAAAUAAGUUCCCAAUAAA
This is a messenger RNA of Topomyia yanbarensis, 1515 nucleotides long. Its product is annotated as citron Rho-interacting kinase. Bases 16 to 1503 code for a protein of 495 amino acids. The record is from RefSeq and is a predicted model, not a curated record. The transcript has a single exon. Lineage: Eukaryota; Metazoa; Arthropoda; Insecta; Diptera; Culicidae.